Molecule: messenger RNA, 3424 nt
Organism: Drosophila nasuta
Lineage: Eukaryota; Metazoa; Arthropoda; Insecta; Diptera; Drosophilidae
Gene: dpr6
Product: defective proboscis extension response 6
Exons: 7
Coding region: 1412-2551 (379 amino acids)
Biological process (GO): synapse organization
Cellular component (GO): neuron projection membrane
Source: RefSeq, a predicted model, not a curated record
ACUGAUGCUGCUGCUGCCUCUGCUGCUGGCUGCCGCUAUAUUGGGUUUGGCUGCCAAAUAAACGACGUUAGUUCGUGAGGCGCUGGCUGAGCAGUAACGUCACGGUCACGGGUAAUUUUGCAAGCGUACGUACAUAAUUCCGUACUUUUUGCCAAAGAGUACAACGUGGAGAAAAAUCAUCGAAAUGGAUUUUUAGUGCAUUUCUGUGCGCGAAGCUUAAACAAAUUUAAAGUUGGCAGCACUGCCAAAAUACAACAAAAAUUCAACACUGCAGCCCUGAAUAUCACAAAAGUGCGAAUUUUGUGCGUGUGUGAGAGAGAACGCGCGCGUUAAAAGUGAAAGCGUAAUGAAAACAAACAGCGCCGCAGCCUUUAAAAAUUGCGACUUAAAUCAAUAAAAGUCGUGAGACAAAGCCGCCAAAAAAACGAAAAACGAGAAACGAGAAAAAAAACGCCGUGUGGAUGCAGAAGACGCGAGACAAAAGGACUCGAAAGCAGCUGUUAUUGUUGUGCCUCAAACGGGGUCAAAAGUUCGUGUGACGUUCCGUCUGCCUAAUUUCGCCGCAUACAACUAACUAACUGUAGUAAUACUUGUUAAAAGCACUCAAGUGCAGCUACUGUCCUGUCUAGUGAGUGCGAGGAGUGCAGCUGCAGCACAGUAGAAGAAGAAGAAAAAGAAGACGCUGGCCAGACAAAAGCGUUAGACAAGUGUGCCCAAAUAGCCUGCGGAUAUAAAUACACAAGUGUAAGUGUAUGUGUGUGAGUGUGUGUGUGUGCACAUGCACUCAUGUGUGCGCUUAUGAGUGUGCUAGUGUGAGUGUAAAGUGUAAAUAUACAAACGCAAAGACAAACUAGGCCAAUUCGCGAGAGAGAAAGAGAGAGCGAAGAAGAAAUAACUAAAAAGUUCUGUGCUGGCACAUUUGUCAAUGACUGAGGCCAACGACUCGCGUGACUGGGAACAGCUAUAACAAUAACUGUACCCACUCUACUCCUCCACCUUUUUUGUUUGUCUUCUAGCCACGUAGCGUGUACAAGCGUCGCGCAUAAAACAUACAACAGCAGCAGGCUUCGAAGCAAAGCGGGCAAUAGAAAAGGCAAACAGUGAACGAAGUUGCCCCUGGGCCAAAACAGAGUUGUGCCCCCUUGCCAUUGGGCAUCUGGCAAUUGGCCAAGUUAAUAGACAACGCCGAUAAUGACGUUGUUGCAGCUGCUGCUGCUGAUGUUGAUGAUGACGCUGCUAACUUGGUUAUUGCUGCCAGCGACGAAAUAGUCAAACAAACCAGCCGAAAGACAGACAGACAGAGAGACAAAGGAACUCGCUUCGAACUCGCCUUCAAAGUGCGCGCGUUCGUCAUCGUCCAGGUCCAGGACCAAGGCUUACUGCAUUUCCGGUUGUUGUUCCUGUCGACGCGAUGCCACUUCAUCUGGCCACCACCAGCAGCUGCGUGGCGUGGCUGCUGCUCCUCGUUGCGUUUGUGAUGAGCGAUAUGACAAAUGGCGGGAUGCACGGACCCAUCGAGGGCUACAACUCGUUAGAUGAGAUGACAACAACGCCAGUUGUGGCACCCACAAUACCCACCGCUGCGUACACGCAUCCCAAAUGGAUGGAGCCGUAUUUUGAUCCCUCAACGCCGCGCAAUGUGACCGCCCUCAUGGGCAAAUCCGCGUAUCUCAGUUGCCGUGUGCGCAAUUUGGCCAACAAAACGGUAUCCUGGAUACGGCAUCGGGACAUCCACAUACUCACUGUCGGCGCGUACACAUACACGUCCGAUCAGCGGUUUCAGGCCACACAUCAUCAGGACACCGAUGACUGGACGCUGCAGAUAAAGUGGGCCCAAAAGCGAGAUGCGGGCAUGUAUGAAUGCCAGAUAUCAACGCAGCCCGUUCGCAGUUAUUUCGUUCGCCUCAAUGUUGUCGUGCCAACGGCGACCAUACUUGGCGGACCUGACCUUCACGUUGAUAAAGGCAGCACCAUAAAUCUCACUUGCACUGUAAAGUUCAGCCCCGAACCGCCGGCCUACAUCUUCUGGUAUCAUCACGAGGAGGUCAUUAAUUAUGAUUCAUCAAGAGGCGGCGUGUCGGUAAUUACCGAAAAGGGCGAUGUGACAACCUCAUUUCUGCUCAUACAGAAUGCAGAUCUGGCCGAUUCUGGCAAAUAUUCGUGCGCCCCCUCCAAUGCAGAUGUUGCCAGCGUGCGUGUGCAUGUCCUAAAUGUUCGGGCCAUAAUUUCAGGUGAACAUCCGGAGGCAAUGCAAACUGGCUCAUCCGGUUGCCAGUACAAUUGGCUGACAAUUGUUAUGCUGGUUGGCCUGGUGCUCAGCUUUAGUCAGCGUGCCACAUGGGGCACGUGCAACGGCAACAACGGCAGCAACGGCAGCAGGCCAAAAACUGGAGCCAUGGCCACCGCACUUGCGGCCAGUGAAAGUGACACGAGAACAGCAACAACGACAACAGCUGCAACAGCGAAACCUUCAACUGGCAACGUUAAACUGUCGCCUGCGGUUAGCGGCAGCUGCCAGCAGGCGUGCCACGCCCACAGUUGCCACAGAUGAUCGCAUGGCAGCAGCAUCCGUGUAAUCUAAGCAGACACAUCAAAUGUGCGCGAGUGUAUCUACAUAAAUAUAUCUAACCGACUAACCAUACUACUAUAUAUUUAUCUUGACAUAUUUAUAUAUAUAUCUAUUGUAUGUGUGUGUAAGUGUGUAUAAGUAUAAGUAAGUGGCUAACAACAUCCUUAGAUACAUCCGUUAGAUACUAAGUGCAGUUUUGAUGGUUUUAAACCACAUUCGAAUGCCGCUGCAGGUUUUCUCACUCUCCCACAUAAGAUUAUAUGGCAACCUUGGAUUAACGAUUUCAUGUGUGUAUUAUACAUAUAUAUUAUAUAUAGUUCUAUUAAGCUCCGUGUAAAUAGCAAGCAUCAACUGACGCGUAUUAACGUAAUUACCACAUCAAAUGUAUCACAUUGCAAACCGAAAAAACCAAGCGAAAGAAAAAACAAUAUUAAAAUCAUAAAAAAAAUCAAAAGAGAUUUCACAUUGGAUCUUUAAAUAAACACAUAAAUAAUCAAAUAAUGUGCAUUGUACAGCGAGGUAUAUUUAAUAAUUAGAUAAAAAACCAAACAUACAACAACCAAAAGUGAGUGGCCAUAAAAUAUUUAAAUUAAUUGCCAUAUCAUGCAAAUAUUUGCGCUGCGCAUUUUCUCCACACCAAUUGCCAAGUUAUACUUUAUUUGGUUUGCAUCACUUUUUUCGCUAAUUAAAUCAAUAAAUAGCAAUUAAUUUGCGAUCAACUUGAACCACAUGACAACCAAAUGCGAUUUAUAUUUAAGUAUUUAGUUCAAUACAAUUCGGUCUAAAGACGAAGUAAUUUAACUCUCAAUUAAACCAGAAUUAGUUCCAGGCAAUUCGUUAAAUUCGAAAUAUAUU